Molecule: messenger RNA, 1005 nt
Organism: Dovyalis caffra
Lineage: Eukaryota; Viridiplantae; Streptophyta; Magnoliopsida; Malpighiales; Salicaceae
Source: the annotation of a GenBank genome assembly
AUGGAGUCUCAAAACAACAACAUCACAGCACCCUUUGUUUUGAAGACUUAUCAGAUGGUCAGUGAUCCAGUUACGGAUACUCUAAUUAGCUGGGGCAAAACCAACAACAGUUUCAUCGUCAUCGACCCUUUAGAUUUCUCUCAGAGGAUUUUGCCUGCGUACUUCAAACACAACAACUUCUCUAGCUUUGUUCGACAAUUAAACACCUAUGGUUUUAGAAAAGUCGAUCCAGAUAGAUGGGAAUUUGCAAACGAGUGGUUUCUUAGAGGGCAAAAGCAGUUGCUGAAGAAUAUAGUUCGCAGGAAGCAUAGUAAUAAAGGGUCAUCAUAUCAACAAGUAAACAUAAAAGGUGAAGAUUUUGAUGAUGAAGAUAUAGUUAUGGAGAUAGAAAGGUUGAAGCAAGAACAGAAGGUCUUAGAGCAAGAACUUGCAGGCAUGAACAAGCGUUUAGAGGCAACAGAAAGACGUCCACAACAAAUGAUGGCUUUUCUUUACAAAGUUGUUGAAGAUCCUGAUCUACUUCCUCGUAUGGUUCUUGAAAAAGAACGUACAGGGCAGAUAAAAGACAAGAAACAGCGUUUAAUGAUAUCUUCUUCGUCUACAUCAUCCUCUGGCAUGGCAGUUUCAAGCACUUCACCAACGAUAAAGUCUGAAGAGGAUCAGGAAGAAGGUUCUACAGGGGUAAUAUCUUCACCAGAAACUGCUUUUGAUGUAGAUAAAUUUUGUCAAUCAUCACCCUCACCUCAUGAGUCAAAUCUUAAUCCUAUAGGAUGGUUAGGUCAAGUGAACUACGGUUGUGCCAUGGCAGGGCCUAGUCCAUUAACUACAGUUUCAAUGGGUGCAGGGAUUGGGAGUACGGUGGCCGUGUUGCCGCAAGGGAAUAGUGUGACAGGAUAUGGUGGUGAUUGGGGUGGCCACAUGAACUAUUUGGGAGAAUUGGCGGCGGGGGUGGAGGAUAGGCCACCACCGCCUUAUCCGUUUUCUCUUUUGGGAAGUGGCUUUUAG